CCCCGCCGCCCGGCUCCGCCUCCCAGGCUCUGGGACCACUGGCAAGCCUUCUUUGAUUCCCGGUCCCACCCACGCUUGCCUCGGCCCGGGAGCCCCACCCACCCUUUCACUCCUCGGCUCAGCUGCCAGCAGGGUACCGCUGGCCGGCGAGCCGGGCGGGCGCCGCGUCUCCAGCAUCCACGAGGGACUCCAUCGAAGCUCGCGCGGACAGCGGAGCAGGAAUCGGCCCCAGAGGACCCAUGGCGCCUACCGCGACCCCUGACUUCCUCCUGCGCGUCCUGGCUCCGCUGCUACUGUUAUUGCUGCUGCUGGUGUUGGAACCUCUCUGGGCGGCCUGCAAUGGCACCCUCUCUCUUUGCUAUGAAUUCACCACCUAUCCUAAGCCCCCGCCCGGACAGCAGUGGUGCACAAUCCAGGGUCUGGUGGAUCAGAAAACGUUUCUUUCCUAUGACUGUGGGGGUGUCAAAGCCAAAUCCAUGGAUGUCGUUGGAGGAAAGGUGAACAGCACCGAGACCUGGGGACAGCAGCUACAAACACUACAGGAUUUGGGCCACAAGUUCAGAAAGUUGCUGCUUGACAUUAACCCUGCUCCCCACAACCUGUCGGCAGUGAUGACCUGUCACCAGAAAGCUGAUGGAUACUUCAACGGGUCCUGGCAGUUUGGUGUCAGUGGACAGACUUUGCUCCCUUUUGACUCAAACCAAAUAAAUUGGAUGGAGGUCCUUCCUGGACGGAGUUACAUGAAGGAGUGGAAGAAUGACAAGGAGCUGAGCCAAUUCUUAUACCGGACAUCAAGGGAGGACUGUGGGAGUUGGUUGAAAGCAUUCAUGGAGCGUGGGAAGGAAAGUCUGGAGACCAGAGGUAACUGGGAAGAGGAGGAGGAAGAGGUGGCUCCCUUUGGAUGAGGUGUUCCCUUGUGUAUGCGCCCAUGUGUGUGUGUGUGUAUGUGUAAGUAAUCCAUCUACGGUGAUCUGGAAUGCUUUUUCACGGGGCAUCAGUGCCAGAUGUAUACUACCCAUCUUUUCCCUUCUCCCCUCCUAACGUCUCUUCCUCACUGCAUGAGCUUGUGAUGCACCCACCGUGGAUUUCUUGCUGACCUCCACACUGUAGGCAUCCUUCUCUUGCCAGGCCUUCCCUUGGAAUCACUUGCUUUUUUAUCUCACCUGGUUUCUCUCUUGAAAUCUUUCAAACCCACCUCACACAUCAGCUCCUGACACCAUUCCCUACCACUCUCACCAGGGGUCACUUCCUCUUCUGACACCAGCAAGGGUGGGUUAUGUUGUGACCUUGCCUGCUCAAUACCUACGUGUGUCCCUAACCCCAGGGACCUCCUUCUCCUUCUCUGCCCACCUAAGACCUGUCACAGUGGCUGCCACAGAGCAGAGGGUUGGAAGCUGUCUGUACUGCUGGUUUAGCUGAGGUAGCUAGAGCUGAGAAGGCAGCCCAGGAUUUGGGCUCAGGAAAAAGGCUGAAUCUCUCAGGUUUCUACUCCAGCACCAGCCACCACACCACUCACUCCCAAGGCCACCAACCUGAGUUGCGGGACCCAGGUAGUGAUCGGGAUCGCAGCCUUCAGCCUCCUAAUUCUCAUCGCAGGAAUUUUCUUCUGUAUCAGGUCAGUGAUCAGAAUUGGGAGGGAGGCAUUCAGCAAGAGGACUACAGAGGAGAAAGUGAGUGCUCAGAGUCUCUGUCCCUCACUGCACCUUGAAAUGGAACAGAAGAGUGAGACCUCGAGUCACGUGAUAGCAGUGGCUCAACAAGCUCAGCCCUUGGUGGGGAGAAUUGACCCCUGGCAUGCACACGCCAGAGGUAGAGUGUCCAUACCAACAUUAGGCCUGCUGUGUUCUACAGGGUUUUAGCAAAACAAAGCUGGUUCCCUCCACAUUCCUUCUGGGGAGGGACCAGUGAUUCAAGGUAUGAACAGGGAAGGACCACAAGGAGGGAGAAUGUCUAUAUGGGGUGAUAGCAUCAUG
Molecule: messenger RNA, 1973 nt
Organism: Chinchilla lanigera (long-tailed chinchilla)
Lineage: Eukaryota; Metazoa; Chordata; Mammalia; Rodentia; Chinchillidae
Product: retinoic acid early transcript 1L protein-like
Exons: 4
Coding region: 240-905 (221 amino acids)
Biological process (GO): antigen processing and presentation of endogenous peptide antigen via MHC class Ib; antigen processing and presentation of endogenous peptide antigen via MHC class I via ER pathway, TAP-independent; positive regulation of T cell mediated cytotoxicity
Cellular component (GO): external side of plasma membrane
Source: RefSeq, a predicted model, not a curated record